Messenger RNA from Amoebophrya sp. A120, 6483 nucleotides. The record is from the annotation of a GenBank genome assembly. Lineage: Eukaryota; Dinophyceae; Syndiniales; Amoebophryaceae.
GUAAAUAUUGGGAGGUCAGCGUAUUAAGAAACCAUCGUGCAUCUUUCAUGUCCAAACUUGGACCCGUCGUCGUCGGUCGGUCGGUCGUUCUAUUGAUUCCUGGUAUGAUUUGCGUCGUCGGAGGACGACAAAAAAACGUAAUCGGUACAACCGCCAGACAGGACCCGAACAAGUACCGUUAUAGUAGGUACUAGCGCAGCCCUUACAACAAACCGCAAAAUGGCCGCCCCGGGCGAGGUGGCCCGGCAGCUCGGGCUGUCCACUAACCCGGAAAAGGAGCGCGGGCAGUUUGAUUACCAGGAGGGGUAUGCACGGGGGGAAAUAUGACAGUGCACAAUGCUCCCUCCCCCGCAUUUGUCAUGCAAAAUACCCAAUCUACCCUUUGCCUCUUGGCACUGUCUGCAUGACAAGUUCUGGCAUCCCCAAUUGCACUACGCUGCAGUGCAACUUUAUCAUGCAAAACCGGCAUUCUUGCUGAUGCUUGUAAUUGCCGUUCAUCCAAUACAAAUGACGGGGAGGGGGAGUUGUGCACUGUCAUAGGAAACCUGUUUCGACUACGUCGAGAAGAUGGGCAUCGACCCGAAAACGAAAGAACCCACCCCGGUACGGAAGUACUGCUGCUUAUCCUGAGUAAAAACGUCCCCCCCCCCCAUAUUCAAGAUGGGAAAUCUGCUAGACAAAUCUACACACCUAGGGUGUUGCGCAUGACAAGUUCGACCUCGUACUGUCAUCCUGUUUACCUCGUUCAGACGCAUCACAAAUCGCACCCACCAUGCUGAUCGGGGCAUUACAAUUCGAAAACACGACGAGAAAAUGCCUGUCAUGGGGAUCCGCAUGAGAAGCAUUUUGAGCAUGCGUUUUUGCAUGACAACUCUGGGAUGGGAACGUUUUUGCUCAGAAUACUGCUGCUGCUUUGACGCGCGGGAGGGCAACGCGUGCUGUUUGUACAACAUCAUUUUCUCCCCCAUCGUGCUGUGCUACCACGCUAUCCGGAUCUACUGCUGCAGUUGCCUCGGGAUCCACUUGAAGCGUUCCUUCCACCGGUUCUGCUGCUUCUGCUGCCAUGCCUGCGAUUGGACCUGCCGCUGCUUCGGGAUCAUCUGGACCUGCUGUGCCUGGAGUUACGUCGACCAUAAAUUUCCGCCCUGUCCGAGUUCGCUUGGGAAUGUGGGAGGCGACAGUGCUGCACAGUAUCCAUCGUAAAACUUCUAUCGUACCUAUAGUAGAAAUUGCAUUACUACAAGUUUUCUUGGCAUAAGAAAUGGAGGACUUUGUUAUGCUGAUUAGCGUACACAGAUAGAUCUGUCAUGCAAUAUUGCAAUUGCUGCAUAGCAUAGUGUACGUUACUUUUGCACCUGACACACUGGGCCAGGCGGCGACGAUACACGAGAAGGUGGUGUGGCUCCGAGCGGGGGAGUUUGGGGUAUAGAAGAAUUUGUCAUGCAGAGCGAGCUUUUGUCAUGCAGGAGUGACAAGUCACAUUGGUUUGUCAUGCAUAGAACCACUUAAAACAAAAUUUUCCACAGAAAUCCAAAGUCGCUGGCGGUGGUGGCAAGUCAGAGAAACCGAAACGACCGUCGAUGACCAAGCGGCUCUACCAAUCGCUGAUCCAGGGGAAACUCACGGACUCGAACAUGCAACUGUACCAAGACGGCAUCUCCGCCACGGACAUUCUGCAAGGCCAGAUCGGCGACUGCUGGCUGAUGGCCGCGAUGGCCUGCAUGGCGGAGCGCCCCGGGGCCAUUGACAAUUUGUUUCUGACCAAAGAGUUGGACCCGCGGGGUAAUUAUGCACUGCAAAACUAUCGUACUAUAGUAUGAAUCGCAUGACAAAUUUCCUCAGCAUGAGAAACAAAAUUUGCAAUGCGGAUUUAACUUGAGACAGAAAUUUGUAAUGCAUAAAUGCAAUUAGUACGAGUGCGAUGCUUUUGCAAUGCAUAAUAAGUACAAAAUCCAACUGUUCGACGGAACCGCGGAUGGCUGUCGCGGGCAGUGUAUGGCGCAAGAUAGAAAAGUAUCGUACUGUGGUAGGAGUUAUCGCAUUACAAAUUUAUUUCUCAGCAUGACUACAAAUGGAAUCUCUCAUUCUAAAUUACCGUAUAGAAAAUGGGUUUGUCAUGCAAUAUCGCACUUACUACGCACUUACUACGCACUUACUACUGGUCUAUGGUUUGACAACUGUGGUCCGUGCACUUGCUCUGUUCGCCCGUGCCGCAGGUAAGGCACAAACGGUCCAGCCUCCCCAGUCUGGGCGGGGCUGCGGCUUAGGGGAGAGUCUCGCCCCUUAACCCAAAGGGGUGCGUCGUCUCUUCCGUGAGAACAAAAACGUAUGGCGUAAAAUGGGUCGGGUCCUGGAUCGUUCUGUAUGUUGGGCUGUCGCGCUCGGCUAGCUGGCCGGGCUGUACUGAUCAGGUGUGGUGGGUAGCUCCCGACUGGUUGGCACUUUUCUUGGGGCGACUUGCCGUGGUAGCGCUCGGCUUUUGUAUGAUGAGGUUGCCGAAAGCGCUUCCUCGCCCACCCCCCGGGGAGGGGAUCCUUGACCUGUGGCGCUGGGAGAGGGUGUCCACUACAUGAUGAUGAUACAACUUUUCUAGAGGAUUAAAUGGCGCGUGUUUACCAUCGACGACUACAUUCCGUGCGAUCGGGACGCGUGGGAGCGAUCUGGGUAUCCUGUGCAAAAGUAGUAUCGUACUCGUAUUCAGCCAUGCAUUACAAAUCUUUCUCUUAAGGUAAAUCCGCAUAACAAAUUUUAUUUCUCAUGCUGAGGAAAUUUGUAAUGCAAUUUAUACGAGUGCGAUACUUUUGCGCUGCAUACUGGGGUGGCGAAGCCGAAAUUUGCGCAGCCGAACGGAGUAUCCACUGAGAGACGAGUAUCGCACUCGUGGUACUACCGCAUGACAAAUGUGCUUACUAAGCCGAAAUCAGCAUUACAACAAAUUCGAAUUCUAUUUGUCAUACUGCGAAAAUUUGUAAUGCGACUCCUACUACUAGUGCGAUAUGCAUAUGUUUGCAAUGCAUACGGGGAGGAAUUGUGGGUGCUGCUGCUGGAGAAGGCGUUUGCAAAACUAUGCACUAUAAAUUCAUUCCCGUGCACAGUGUACGAAAUGCAUCACAAAUCUAAUCUCCUCGAGCAGGCAAAGCAUGCAAGUUGUCAUGCUGAAUAGGGUUGCAGCACAACUAUUGUUAUGGAGGAACUGCAUUUGUACAUCGUGGACGGCAAUAAAUUUGUUUUGGAUAGAAACUGUGCGGAUCCUACCAGAACCUGGAGGGGGGAAGCACGAUUUGGGCACUGCGGGCGAUGACGGGGGACCACUGCCGGUGGUAUUCCAAGGAGAAGUCGGGCGGCACCAGGUGGAAGAGGUGGGGUACGAAAGUGCAGCUGUUGCAAGAAUCCUCACCGCGCACGGUUCUAGCUGUCUCCCUCCGUAGCUGCUCACUCAGAUUCGACUUCGAUUCUUGCAGAAAAGUAGCAAGCUGCAGCUUGCAUAUGAAGAAUUUGCAGUCGUAGCUCCUCUUCCACUAUGUCCUAGCACUGGGCACCAUUGGUAUUGGUUCGCUUGCACGUGGUCGGGCUAAACAUGCACUUCCUGAGAAGUCCCCGCGAUUCGGAAUGGCGCCUAACCCUCCCAGCCCUUCCUUGCAACUGCCCGCGCAACUGCCUAUUUGAUGCGUCGCAGGCGCGCUUACGAGAAUGCAAGACCUUGCUACGCUGCAGUCUGCCGCUUCGCCCCCGCGCCGCGUCCCCGCCGCCCGUUGAAGAGAUAUAGUAUUUACACGCGCGCCCCUACCAGCUUCACAUGACGCGCUAGAUAGAUAGCCCGGCGCAGUGGCAGUGAAGGUCCAGCACAUACGGUGCGACGUUUUUGAUUGUGCUCCGUUUGUGGUCCCGAGACACGACAACUACAACUGUGGGUGAUGUUGAUAACUUUGUCACGCCUCCAUACCAAACUUCGUGAAUCAAGAAGAUCCGUCGAAGCACCCAGUGUGCCGACACUGCCUGCGACCGGUGGCCAGGUAUAAAUAAUCGAAAACCAACUCCAACAUAGUACUUACGUACGAGCAGGAACAGCAUCAACGUAAACGUUCGCUUUUCAUGAAAAUGCUGAUGCUGAUCAUGGUUGAUGUGCAUGUCAAAACCACUUCCUCGUCGUAGCUCUGCAACACAACUUGUUGUUCUUUCAGGGACAAGCGCAACGGGUCCCUGCAGGGCACGGACGAAACGCUUUCGGUGGACGAGAUGUGGGACACUUUGUUUCGCUACAACCGCUAUCCUCGGCAAAAGUGACAAUGCAAGGAUUUGCAUGACAGAUCCUCUUUGUUUUUCCUUAUCCUACUUUUCGUCGUGAGAAAUAGUUUUGUGAUGCAUGUUUCACAUCGCAAUCGUUUCUUUUGCCUUGCAUAAUCGGCGGGGGUCGGUGCUCUGUGCCUCUGGCGUAUCAAAUGCAAAAAUGUCUGGGUCUGGAAACUUGUAAUGCUAAAGUGUGACUGGUGGGCGCACUCCAAUACGCAGCCAAGCAUGACAAAUUUUUGAGCUGCUCUUGUGUUUCGUUUUCCGCAUGGCAAACUGCGUUUCUGCAUGACAGACAAGAGGUCCUUUUCCUGCUCCUGCAUCACAGAUUUAUGAGUCAUGCCAGACAAGCAUGACAAACUUGCAUUCUUCCAGACCCAGACACUUUUGCAAUCCAUAUGGCGCGCAGCGGAUGGACGGAUUAGUUUCCGGGCACGCGUACUCCAUCCUCGACGCGCAAGAGCUAUGCAAUACAAAUUUUUCGUCCCCGUGCACGACGUACAAAAUGCAUCACAAAUUGCAAUUGGGCAUCAACCUUUGUUGAGAAUUCAUCGACUUGUCGUGCUGAACAGGAUGGAUUACAGAAAAGUUUUGUCAUGCAGAAACUGCAUUUGUACAACGUGUCCGGCAAAUUAUUUGCUGUGGAUAAGAAUUCAAGGAAUCCUCCAGGACGGGCCCGUGUCAUUUGAAGCUCUACCCCCAGCAAAAAGUGUCACAGUUACACAUAGUGUUGCAGGACCAGCAAGGCAGACAAGUCCUGUCAUGCGGGACAUGCUUAGUAGAUGCCUCGUUUCAUAUGUGUUUUAUUCGCUUGUAAUCUUUGCAACAUUGCAAGUUUUCUACUCUGCCAUGCCGAGCAAGUUUGUGUUGCUGAAGUUCCAACAAACGUGUACCUACUGUAGCCCUUUUUUCUAAGGAUAGGCUCGUGCGAAUCCGGAAUCCGUGGGGCGGGGGUGAGUGGAAAGGUGACUGGGGCGACAACUCGGCGAAAUGGGAAGAGUUUCCAGCGGUACUAUACUUAGCAGGUCGGCUUUGUCUGUCAUGCAGAACGUGCAUAAUGAUAAUCAUGUUUUACAUAUCCCAGUCGCACAGAAACUCGAAAAAGCUUGUCAUGCACGAGCUGCAAGCAAGUCAGCGUUUGUGAUGCGUGGAUGUCGAUGUGGAAAUCACAAUACAGGUCAAGGCGAAGAUCCAUGUGGCGAAGGAUGAUGGCUCUUUCUGGAUGUGCUGGGACGACUACUGUGACUACUGGGACCGGCUGGGUAUCGCGGAUCGGACCCGCAACAUCCACUCCCUGCACCUGGAGUACAACCAAACCUACAAGCUGACCGGCCCAACCCUAUUCUAAGCAAAAACGUCCCCACCCCAUAGUCAACAAGUUGGUAAAUCUGCAAGACAGAUGCAGAAGUUUCGGGAGUCGCGCAUGACAAGUUUCCCUCUGUAUUGUAGGGUAGUUGAGCAAGGACAGGCCCAUCACAAACCCAUAGCUUCAUCCCGUUUACAGCAUUACAAAUUUCAAAACACACGACCGGGAAAUGCCUCUCACGGGCCUGUGCAUGACAAAUGUUCCUGUGAUUGCAAAUCUGCAUGACAGCUCUGGGCGGCUGGGGACGUUUUUACGCAGGAUACACCCGGGGACUGUUUUACGGGUGCUACGAGUACUGGUGCUGUUUGUUGGGCUGCAGGAGGUUGUAUCAAAUGCAAAAAUGUCUGGGUCUGGAAGAAUGCAUGUUUGUCAUGCUUGUCUGGCAUGACUCUUAAAUCUGUCAUGCACGUUACCCAAGAGCUCCACUUUUCUGCGAUGCAGAAACGCAGUUUGUCAUGCAGCAUGGGCAACACCUAGAAACUCAGAAACUUGUCAUGCUGAGGUAGCAUUUGUGGGCUCAUCAUGAAACGCUACCCAGCAUCACAAGUUUCCAGACCCAGACACUUUUACAUUUGAUAGGUUGUACUGCCCGAAACAGUCAUCAAAGGAGAACGUGUAUGAACUGCAAAAGCAUCGUACUAGUAUAAACUGCAUUACAAAUUAGCCCAGCACUACAAAUUUGAUUUGUAAUGCUGAUUCACCUUGAGAAAGAGAUUUGUAAUGCAUAAAUGCAAUAACAUACUUUUGCAGUGGAUAGCGUCGCGUUUGACGGUAAGCACCACCCCAACUGCUGCGGCUGCACGCGGAGCAGCAUCGCGGAUCGGAUUUAG